AUGCCCAGCGAGGCGAGGCAACACAACAUGCCCAGCGAGGCGAGGCAACACAACAUUCCCAGCGAGGCGAGGCAACACAACAUGCCCAGCGAGGCGAGGCAACAUGCCCAGCGAGGCGAGGCAACACAACAUGCCCAGCGAGGCGAGGCAACACAACAUGCCCAGCGAGGCGAGGCAACACAACAUGCCCAGCGAGGCGAGGCAACACAACAUGCCCAGCGAGGCGAGGCAACACAACAUGCCCAGCGAGGCGAGGCAACACAACAUGCCCAGCGAGGCGAGGCAACACAACAUGCCCAGCGAGGCGAGGCAACACAACAUGCCCAGCAAGGCGAGGCAACACAACAUGCCCAGCGAGGCGAGGCAACACAACAUGCCCAGCGAGGCGAGGCAACAUGCCCAGCGAGGCGAGGCAACAUGCCCAGUGAGGCGAGGCAACAUGCCCAGCGAGGCGAGGCAACACAACAUGCCCAGCGAGGCGAGGCAGCACAACAUGCCCAGCGAGGCGAGGCACCACAACAUGCCCAGCGAGGCGAGGUAACACAACAUGCCCAGCGAGGCGAGGCAACACAACAUGCCCAGCGAGGCGAGGCAACACAACAUGCCCAGCGAGGCGAGGCAACACAACAUGCCCAGCGAGGCGAGGCAACACAACAUGCCCAGCGAGGCGAGGCAACAUGCCCAGCAAGGCGAGGCAACACAACAUGCCCAGCGAGGCGAGGCAACAUGCCCAGCAAGGCGAGGCAACACAACAUGCCCAGCGAGGCGAGGCAGCACAACAUGCCCAGCGAGGCGAGGCAACACAACAUGCCCAGCGAGGCGAGGCAACAAAACAUGCCCAUCGAGGCGAGGCAACACAACAUGCCCAGCGAGGCGAGGCAACACAACAUGCCCAGCGGGGCGAGGCAACACAACAUGCCCAGCGAGGUGAGGCAACACAACAUGCCCAGUGAGGCGAGGCAACACAACAUGCCCAGCGAGGCGAGGCAACACAACAUGCCCAGCGAGGCGAGGCAACACAACAUGCCCAGCGAGGCGAGGCAACACAACAUGCCCAGCGAGGCGAGGCAACACAACAUGCCCAGCGAGGCGAGGCAACACAACAUGCCCAGCGAGUCCCCGCCAGGUGUGUGA
Procambarus clarkii (red swamp crayfish) is the source of this 1134-nucleotide messenger RNA. Lineage: Eukaryota; Metazoa; Arthropoda; Malacostraca; Decapoda; Cambaridae. The record is from RefSeq and is a predicted model, not a curated record.